CAUGUUUAUGUAUGUACAUGUAUAGGCCAAAAAUCAAAGAACCGAGUGGGAGACUGGGAGUGACCAGCGCAGUCCUAUGUGUGAAACCCACCAGUAACCACCUUUGAACACCCACGUGCUUUUCUUCCCACUUUCGUCGCAGGUCUACUACUGACUGAGGCUUCUCUCUUAGGGGUAUUGGAAUUUUGUGUGCCAAUGGAAAUCACUCCAAAGCUUGUCAAUGUGGCCUAUUUCUUGGUGUUUCUGAUAUGGGUUUUGCUAGAAUUCUUCAAACGAAGAAGACAAGUUGGUGAAGAUCAGUUCAAAAGUGGAGCAACAGAGGAGAGAAGAAGAAGAAGAAGAUGCACAGGCUUUGCCAAGAUUACUACAAUUAUGUCUAAUGUCUUGAUCUCUAUUUUCUAUACGGGGUUUAGUUGCUAUGAGUUUUGGAAUUCUAAAACCAUCCCUUUAGUUUCUGCCUUGUCAUCCUUGACUUGGAUCUUAUCCAGUGUAGUUUUAGUCUGCUCAGAGGGGAAAAAGUGGCCUUUAGUUCUCAUAGUUUGGUGGGUAUUCUCCAGCAUCUGUGACUUAGUUCUAGUGUCUAGUUACCUAAUCACCCAUUUCACAUCCAUGAAGCUAGUGCCCUAUUUUCUGCCUGAAGCAGACAUUGUUGAUUUUGCUUCAUUCCCAUUGUUGAUUCUCCUCUGCUUCAAUGCUCUGCUGCUCAGUAACAAGGUUAGUGAAGGAAACACAGACGAUAUCAAACACCCAUUGCUUCAACAAGAGAAAGGAAACGUCCCUAAACAUGUCUUUUCCAGUGCUGGAAUUUGGAGCAAAGUCACAUUUAUGUGGCUUAACCCACUCUUUGAAAUAGGCCGGAUUCAAAAACUCGAAUUGCCCCACAUACCCUCCGUUCCUUCGUCGGAAACAGCUUCUGUUGCCUCUUCUUUGAUAGAGGAAUCGCUUAGAAAACAGAAAACAGAAACUCCUUCAUUGCCAAGAGCUGUACUGCUUGCUCUCUGGAGACCCCUGGUCAUAAACGGCGUCAUUGCAGGAGUGAAUACAAUUGCUUCAUACAUGGGUCCCCUCUUGAUCACAAACUUUGUGAACUUUUUAACUACAAAGAAUGACAAUUCAAGCCACUACCAUGGAUUGAUUCUUGCAUUGAUCUUCUUUUUGGCAAAGACAGUAGAAUCACUGUCUCAAAGGCAAUGGUAUUUUGGGGCACACUGUAUGGGUAUCCGAGUACGUGCAGCCCUUAUGGUAUUGGCAUAUAAGAAAUCCUUGUCAAUCAAGUACGGUGGCACGAGCAAUGGAAAAGUCAUAAAUCUCAUCACAGUAGACGUCGAGAGGAUUGGGGACUUCUUUUGGUACAUACAUGGAGUUUGGUUGCUUCCAUUUCAAGUCAUUUUAGCCCUGAUUAUUCUUUACAGAAACCUUGGUUUAGUUCCCUCGUUUGCUGCUCUUUUGGCUACAAUUUCUGUUAUGGGGAGCAACACCCCUCUGGCAAGGGAGCAAGAAAGGCUCCAUUCAAAGAUAAUGGAAGCUAAGGACUCGAGAAUCAAAGCUACUUCAGAAACACUAAAGAGCAUGAGAGUCCUAAAACUCCAUUCUUGGGAAUCCACCUUCUCGAAGAAGAUUUUUCAACUUAGGGAAAACGAGAGAAGUUGGCUUAAGAAGUACCUAUAUACAUGCUCAGCCGUAGCUUUUUUAUUUUGGACGUCGCCAACUGUGGUUUCCGUUGUCACCUUUGGUGUUUGCAUUGUUUUGCAAACUCCAUUGACAACAGGUACUGUCCUUUCAACACUAGCUACUUUUCGGAUUUUACAAGAAGCCAUUUACAAUCUCCCAGAGUUGCUAUCUAUGAUUGCUCAAACGAAGGUGUCAAUUGAUCGAAUGCAAGAGUUUCUUGUACAAGAUCGAAAGAAACUGAUAGAGUUUAAUGGCUCAAGAAAAGCCACUGAUGUUGCAAUUGAGCUUGAAACCGGUGAAUACUCAUGGGAGCUGUUGUCAACAGCUUCAAAAAAACCCACCAUCAACAUCACUCAGAAAAUGGAAAUCAAGAAAGGCUACAAAGUUGCAAUUUGUGGCUCAGUUGGGUCGGGCAAAUCAAGCCUUCUUUAUAGCUUUCUUGAUGAGAUUCCUAGAAUUUCCGGGGGAGGGAUUAAUGUUUUUGGAUCCAAGGCAUUUGUUCCUCAGAAGGCUUGGAUCCAAACGGGCACAGUGAGAGAGAAUGUCUUGUUCGGAAAGGAAACGAAAAAGGAUUUCUAUGAUGAUGUCUUGGAAGGAUGUGCUCUAGAACAAGAUAUUCUUAUGUGGGGUGAGAGAGAUUUGUCUGUGGUGGGCGAACGAGGUUUGAACUUGAGCGGAGGGCAAAAGCAGCGUAUUCAAUUAGCCAGAGCUAUCUAUGCUAAUUUGGAUGUAUAUUUCCUCGAUGAUCCAUUUAGUGCCGUUGAUGCUCAUACUGGAGCACAUUUAUUCAAGAAUUGUUUAUUGCACCUCUUACGCCAAAAGACAGUGAUCUAUGUAACACAUCAAUUGGAAUUCUUAAAGGCAGCAGAUCUUGUCCUGGUGAUGAAAGAUGGUAGAAUCAUACAGUCAGGAAAGUAUGAAGACUUGAUAGCAGAACUUGAUGGUGAACUUGUUACACAAAUGGAUGCUUACAACAAAUCUCUUAACCAAAUGAAUCCUUCCUCUGACCAUAAAUCCUUAACCAAUACGGCCCCUCUUGAAGUUAAUGAAGAGGAAAUUGGAGAAACCGCAAGAACUGGAAGCAUUUUGGAAAGAAAUCAAGAAGAAGAAGCAGAAACUGGCCGAGUGAAAUGGAGAGUAUACUCAACCUUUAUUGCUUGUGCAUAUAAAGGUGCGCUCGUUCCAGUGAUACUUCUCUGUCAGGUUUUCUUUCAAGGGUUGCAGAUCGCCAGCAAUUACUGGAUUGCUUGGGCGAUUGACGAGAAAAACCAAGUUAGUAGAGGGCGAAUGAUAGGAAUAUAUGCUUUGAUCUCAAGUGGAAGCUCCAUCUUCAUAUCGGGGAGGGCAGUUUUGCUCUCAACCAUUGCCAUUGAGACUUCUCAGUGCCUAUUCCGUGGAAUGAUUACAUCCAUUUUUAGGGCACCACUUUCUUUCUUUGACUUCACACCUUCAAGCCGGAUUCUCAGCCGAGCUUCAACAGAUCAAAGCAUAGUGGACACCGACAUUCCUUACAGAUUGGCUGGAUUAGCAUUUGCGCUUAUUCAGCUGUUAAGUAUCAUCGCCCUUAUGUCCCAAAUUGCGUGGCAAGUCUUUUUGCUCUUCGUUGUGAUCUUGGCAAUCUCCGUGUGGUACCAGUGUUACUACAUCACUACUGCAAGAGAAUUAGCAAGGAUGGUUGGGAUUCGGAAAGCUCCAAUCCUGCACCACUUUUCAGAAUCCUUGACCGGGGCUGCAACAAUUCGUUGCUUCAAUCAAGAAGAUCGGUUCCUCAAAAAAACUGUAGGACUGGUUGAUGAUUACUCUCGCGUUGCUUUUCACAAUUCUGCCACGAUGGAGUGGCUUUGUGUCCGGGUCAACUUUCUCUUCAACCUUGUCUUCUUCUUUGUUCUUGUCAUCUUGGUUAACCUGCCAAGGUCAUCCAUUGAACCUAGCUUGGCUGGACUGGUGGCUACAUAUGGUUUGAAUCUGAAUGUUCUUCAGGCUUGGGUUGUAUGGAACCUAUGCAACGUCGAGAACAAAAUGAUAUCAGUGGAGAGAAUUCUUCAAUUUACUAAUAUUCCAAGUGAAGCUCCUUUAGUGAUUGAAAAUUGCAGACCGGAGCCUGAAUGGCCAAUAAAUGGAAUAAUUCAAUUGGAAAAUCUCCAUGUCCAAUAUGACCCAUCUCUCCCUAGAAUUUUAAAAGGAAUCACUUGCACCUUCCCUGGGAACAAGAAAAUUGCCAUUGUGGGAAGAACCGGAAGUGGAAAGUCUACUCUAAUUCAAGCCCUCUUCAGAGUCAUGGAGCCUGUACAAGGAAGGAUUUUGAUUGAUGGAAUUGAUAUUACUAAGAUUGGUUUGCAAGAUCUGAGGUCUCGGUUGAGUAUAAUCCCACAAGACCCAAUACUUUUCCAGGGAACCAUGAGGAGUAAUCUUGAUCCUUUACAGCAGCAUUUAGAUCAUGAAAUUUGGGAGGUUAUGGGAAAAUGUCAUCUUGCAGACAUAGUAAGACAGGAUCAGAGGCUUCUUGACAUGCCAGUGGAAGAAGAUGGAGAAAACUGGAGUAUGGGACAAAGGCAGCUUGUGUGUCUUGCUAGGGUGCUGCUGCAGAGGAGGAAAAUAUUGGUUUUGGAUGAGGCCACAGCAUCAGUAGACACGGCAACGGACAAUGUGAUUCAAAGAAGAAUCCGAGAAGAAACAAGCAGGUGCACCGUUGUAACAGUGGCUCAUCGGAUACCCACCAUCAUCGACAAUGAUCUUGUUUUAGUUCUUGAUCAAGGCAAGGUUGUGGAAUGUGACUCGCCAAACGAGUUGUUGAAGGAUAAUUCUUCUGCUUUCUCAAAGCUGGUGAAGGAAUUCUUGAGUAGGUCGUCUAACGGUAACCAUCAAUAGGAUCUAGAUUGUUUCUUCCAAAGGAAAUGGUUCUAAACAUUUUGUACCGUAGAGCAUUGCACAGGGCAUUAACUUGGAGUAUAUAAGCUUUAGUUAGAGAUUACGGGGUUGACAUUCCAAACCUGUAAAUUGAUAUUUAUGAUGGAAAUAUAAAACUGAUAUUUUUUUUAUCACAA
Molecule: messenger RNA, 4715 nt
Organism: Rhododendron vialii
Lineage: Eukaryota; Viridiplantae; Streptophyta; Magnoliopsida; Ericales; Ericaceae
Product: putative ABC transporter C family member 15
Exons: 11
Coding region: 196-4539 (1447 amino acids)
Biological process (GO): transmembrane transport
Cellular component (GO): plant-type vacuole; vacuolar membrane
Molecular function (GO): ABC-type transporter activity; ATP binding; ATP hydrolysis activity
Source: RefSeq, a predicted model, not a curated record